AUGUUAGAUGCAGAAGAAAUUCAACCAAUUCAAGCGAUACGCAAUCAUCCAAGAUGUGGCAUAACCAACUCUCGUAUACCUCGUAUUGUCGGCGGCAACACUACUUCUCCUCAUAGUGUUCCAUGGCAAGCAUUAUUGAAUAUGUUUCAUACAUCAGGGGGUAUUUUUCGUAAAACAACCUGCGGUGGCUCACUAAUUAAUGAAAAUUGGGUUAUUACAGCUAGUCAUUGUGUAUCAAAUAAGCCGAUUCUAGUUACGGUUGAACUUGGACGGCAUAAUAUUACAGCAAAAGAAACCUAUACUAAACAAAUAAGAACAGCUAAGUCAAUCUUUCGACAUCCCAUAUCUCAACAUAAAGAUUCCUAUUCAGAUAUUAAAGAUCUGGACGGUGAUAUUGCUUUAAUUAAACUAAGUGCACCCGUAACUAUUAAUAAUUUUGUGCGUCCAAUAUGUUUACCAGCAGCUAAUGAUACAUUUAAUAAAUUUAACUUAUGUAAAGUUUCUGGUUGGGGUAGAACAGCUGGCCAACAGAGUCACAUCUUACGUUAUGCCAAUCUACCUAUCUUAAAUCGGAAACUUUGUAAUAGCACCUUUUCUUAUGAUGGUCAAAUUACCUCUAACAUGCUAUGUGCUGGUUAUAUGCAAGGCUAUACCGGUGCUUGCUUUGGGGAUAGCGGCGGUCCAAUGUCAUGUCGCCAUCGUCCAAAUGCGGUCCUAUCGGGAUAUUCAAACCGAUGGUAUUUAGCUGGUGUUGUUAGUGGUGGACGGAGUUGCGGCCGAAAACAUUAUCCUAGUGUUUAUGCAAACGUGACUGCAGCACCCAUUUAUAGAUGGCUAUUAAACAUAUUAGGAAAUAAUUAA
Trichoplax adhaerens is the source of this 861-nucleotide messenger RNA. RefSeq lists its product as uncharacterized. Gene Ontology annotation, biological process: proteolysis. Bases 1 to 861 code for a protein of 286 amino acids. The record is from RefSeq and is a predicted model, not a curated record. The transcript has a single exon. Lineage: Eukaryota; Metazoa; Placozoa; Uniplacotomia; Trichoplacea; Trichoplacidae. Gene Ontology annotation, molecular function: serine-type endopeptidase activity.